Molecule: messenger RNA, 327 nt
Organism: Truncatella angustata
Lineage: Eukaryota; Fungi; Ascomycota; Sordariomycetes; Amphisphaeriales; Sporocadaceae
Exons: 1
Coding region: 1-327 (108 amino acids)
Source: RefSeq, a predicted model, not a curated record
AUGAGUACAUCUGAGGAGUUAGACGAGCUGAGACAAACGAACAGAGAUCUGAGAAAUUCGAACAGAGAGCUCCUUAGCGCCAAUCGUACAUUUCAUCAGGAUAAUUUGGGACUUCUUGCGGCCAGUAGAAUGCUUCAAAGCCAGAAUGAUGAAUUCUCGACGUUGAAUAUGGAAUUGACGAAGACGAGAAAGGAAUUGAACAAAGAGAUUGAAGACUUAGAAGCAACCAACCGGCAGCUUACCAAGACCAUCAAGGCACUCGAGGAGACCAAUUCCAGGCUUGAGCAGGAAAUGUACGAUCUCAAGCAUCCGCAACAUUGGAAUUAG